Messenger RNA from Heterocephalus glaber (naked mole-rat), 933 nucleotides. RefSeq names its product olfactory receptor 5AC1-like. Gene Ontology annotation, cellular component: membrane. NCBI's taxonomy places the organism in Eukaryota, Metazoa, Chordata, Mammalia, Rodentia, Bathyergidae. Gene Ontology annotation, biological process: G protein-coupled receptor signaling pathway. The record is from RefSeq and is a predicted model, not a curated record. Gene Ontology annotation, molecular function: olfactory receptor activity; G protein-coupled receptor activity.
AGUUUGAAUAUGACAGAAGACAAUAAGACUCUGGUGACCAACUUUGUCCUCAUGGGACUGACAGAUUGUCCAGGGUUACAGGUACCCCUGUUCUUAGUGUUCCUUGUCAUCUACCUCACCACCAUGGUGGGCAAUCUUGGACUGACUGCUCUCAUCUGGAAGGACCCCCACCUUCAUACCCCCAUGUACUUAUUCCUCAGCAGUUUAGCCUUUGCAGAUGCAUGCACUUCAUCCUCUGUGACUCCCAGGAUGCUUAUCAACUUUUUAUCUAAAAAUCAUAAAAUGUCCUUGGCUGAGUGUUUUACCCAGUUUUAUGUUUUUGGUUUCAGUGCAACCACAGAAUGUUUCCUUUUAUUAGUGAUGGCCUAUGACCGCUUUGUGGCCAUAUGUAACCCCUUGCUUUAUCAGGUUGUGAUGUCCAAUAGCGUCUGUUCUCGCUUUAUAGGUGUUUCAUAUUUUGUUGGUUUUAUGCAUUCAGCAAUUCAUGUGAGUUUGUUGGUUAGACUAACUUUCUGCAAGUCCAAUAUUGUAAAUUACUUCUACUGUGAAAUUUUACAACUGUUCAAAAUUUCUUGCACUGAUCCAACAGUUAAUAUAUUUCUGGUUUUAAUCUUUUCUGCCUUUAUACAAAUCUUUACUUUUAUGACUAUUAUCAUCUCAUACUUUUAUGUUCUCCUUGCCAUUCUGAAAAAGAGGUCUGAGAAAGGCAAAAGCAAAGCCUUGUCCACCUGCAGCGCCCACCUGCUCUCUGUGUCUUUGUUUUAUGGGACUCUCUUCCUCAUGUACGUGCGCCCAGGGGCUGGAACAACUGACAAUCUGGACAAAAUGUAUUCUAUAUUUUACACAAUAAUAAUUCCCCUAGUAAAUCCUUUUAUAUACAGUUUGAGGAACAAAGAGGUUAUAGGUGCCCUGAGGAGAUUAAGAAAAAAAUAA